GAGGCGCGCACCAUGAGCGGCGGCGAAGUGGUCUGCUCUGGAUGGCUCCGCAAGUCACCCCCGGAGAAAAAGUUGAAGCGUUAUCAGAUACUGAAUGAGCACCUCCUUGGGACUAGGAGAAGAAAGAUGAAAGGUGAAAAGACAUGGCUCCAGCCCUCGAGAUGCUCACUCGUAGGGAUGUCAAACACGGCAUGGAAGAGGAGAUGGUUUGUGUUACGCAGUGGCCGUUUAACUGGAGAUCCAGAUGUCUUGGAAUAUUACAAAAAUGAUCAUGCCAAGAAGCCUAUCCGUAUUAUCGAUUUAAAUUUAUGUCAGCAAGUUGAUGCUGGAUUGACAUUUAACAAAAAAGAGUUUGAAAACAGCUACAUUUUUGAUAUCAACACCAUUGACCGGAUUUUCUACUUGGUAGCAGACAGUGAAGAGGAGAUGAAUAAGUGGGUUCGUUGUAUUUGUGACAUAUGUGGGUUUAAUCCUACAGAAGAAGAUCCUGUGAAGCCACCUGGCAGCUCCUUACAAGCACCGGCUGAUUUACCACUGGCGAUAAGUACAGCGCCACCAUCCACCCAGGUAGAUGCCUCCUCUGCCGUUCCACCUCCUCCAUAUCAGCUAAUUAGCCUUCCACCACACCUGGAAACCCUUGGCAUCCAGGAGGAUCCUCAAGACUACCUCUUGCUAAUCAACUGUCAAAGCAAGAAGCCUGAACCAACCAGCCAAGGGUCAUCUUUUGUUUCUGAAGAAGGAGAGGAAUACCUACUGCUAGAAGAUUUUGAAAGCAAAACGAUUCCAUUGCAAACGCACGCUGAUUCUGCAAAAUCCACCCCUUCGGAGACAGACUGCAAUGAUAACGUCCCUUCUCAUAAAAAUCCUGCUUCCUCCCAGAGCAAACAUGGAGUGAAUGGCUUUUUCCAGCAGCAGAUGAUGUAUGACUCUCCACCACCUCGGGCUGCAUCCGUUUCCGUAGACUCCAGCCUUUAUAACCUGCCCAGAAGUCACUCCCAUGACGUCUUACCAAAGGUGUCUCCUUCAAGUACUGAAGCCGACGGAGAGCUCUAUGUUUUUAAUACCCCAUCCGGGACCUCGAGUGUAGAGCCUCAGAUGAGGCAUGUAUCUAUUAGUUAUGACAUUCCUCCAACACCUGGUAAUACUUAUCAGAUUCCGCGAACAUUUCCAGAAGGAACCUUGGGGCAGACGUCAAAGCUAGACACUAUUCCAGAUAUUCCUCCACCUCGGCCACCGAAACCGCAUCCGGCUCAUGACCGAUCUCCUGUGGACACGUGUAGCAUCACACGCACAGCCUCUGACACUGACAGUAGUUACUGUAUCCCGACAGCAGGGGUGCCACCGUCCCGUAGUAAUACCAUUUCCACUGUGGAUUUGAACAAAUUGCGAAAAGAUGCUAGUUCCCAAGACUGCUAUGAUAUUCCACGAACAUUUCCAACUGAUAGAUCUAGUUCACUCGAAGGCUUCCACAACCACUUUAAAAUCAAAAAUGUAUUGACAGUGGGGAGUGUAUCAAGCGAAGAACUGGAUGAAAAUUAUGUCCCCAUGAAUCCCAACUCUCCUCCACGACAACAUUCCAGCAGUUUCACGGAACCAAUUCAGGAAGCAAAUUAUGUGCCAAUGACUCCGGGGACAUUUGAUUUUUCUUCAUUUGGAAUGCAAGUGCCUCCUCCCGCUCACAUGGGCUUCAGGUCCAGCCCGAAGACCCCUCCUAGAAGGCCAGUUCCUGUUGCAGACUGUGAACCACCCCCCGUGGAUCGGAACCUCAAGCCAGACAGAAAAGGUCAAAGUCCUAAAAUUUUAAGACCUAAACCCCAUGGUUUAGAGCGAACUGAUUCACAAACCAUAGGUGACUUUGCUACGAGAAGAAAGGUCAAGCCGGCACCUUUAGAAAUAAAACCUUUGCCAGAAUGGGAAGAAUUACAAGCCCCAGUAAGAUCUCCCAUCACUAGGAGUUUUGCUCGAGACUCCUCCAGGUUUCCCAUGUCUCCCCGGCCAGAUUCAGUGCACAGCACGACUUCAAGCAGCGACUCACAUGACAGUGAAGAGAAUUAUGUUCCCAUGAACCCAAACCUGUCCAGUGAAGACUCAAAUCUUUUUGGCAGUAAUAGUCUUGAUGGAGGAAGCAGCCCAAUGAUCAAGCCCAAAGGAGACAAACAAGUGGAAUACCUAGAUCUAGAUUUAGAUUCUGGGAAAUCCACGCCACCACGUAAGCAAAAGAGCAGUGGCUCAGGCAGCAGUGUAGCCGACGAGAGAGUGGACUAUGUCGUGGUUGACCAACAGAAGACCCUGGCUCUGAAGAGCACCCGUGAAGCCUGGACCGAUGGGAGACAGUCCACAGAGUCUGAAACGCCAGCCAAGAAUGUGAAGUGAAAAUGCCGCUUUAACGUCUCUGAACAAAAGAGGGCUGAGCUGUAAGGAGAAAUCCUGUUUGACCGAAGAUAACUUGACCCUUGUACUCUAGGUAGAUCCCCAGCUGAACAGAGUCGAAGUCAGAGGACCUUUCAGACUUAAUCAAGCCAUUGAGCGUGUAAAUGGUGCUUUGUGGUAUCUGAACAAUUCAUCACAUGUAAAUAAUGUGGGAAAAUACUGUUGUUUGGUUCCCAGAGAAACAUUUGUUUCGUAGUUAACACACUUGUAGUAUUACUGUAUUUAUGCACUUUUUCAUUUAAAGCAUUGGUUUGGGUAUUCCCGAAUGGACCUUAACAUGAUUCUUUUGGGAGUUCUUGUUUUUCCUCACACUACUCUUAAGAACGAUGCUACGUGAACUAAGCUACUUUCCACUGGGAAAUUGCUCUUUCAGCUGCAGGGUAACAACAUGACGUGAGAAGUAGAUUCACAGUAUACCUUUCUACCUGAAACUUAACGGGGUAACCGUUAGCUUAAACUACAAAGUAGAGUUGGACUCAUCAUUCAUUGCCUUCCAAAGUGCUAAGCAUCAUGUACCUACUGGUGUCAGGACUUUGUUCUCUGGUUCAUGGACAUUCGGUUUUCAGCGGUGGAACUUUCUUAUAUUUUGUUAAUUACAGUGUUUUGGGCUCAUUAAGUGAAGAUUCUGCCAGGUGGGAUCUUACACCUUGGAAAGAGUGAAUAAUCACAUUAUCAAGUAAGUGUGCAACUCACUGAUGGCGUGUGGUGACGAUGUGCUCUCACAUUUUCAACAUGUAUUAAACUUUACAUUAUUUGCAAAGUGUAGAUUGUAUAACUAAUCAGGUACGUACCAGGCACUGAUGUGCUAAUACAAUGAUCAGGUUUAGACAGUGAGCUUUAGUUGUAUUCGUGUUAGUCCUCUCACGCUGGUUUCCAGUUUGGAAUUAAGGGCACAAUUGACAUUCACUGUUAGUUAUAGCAACAUACUGUGAUUUUUAAUUAGACGGUCAUUCAGAUUUAUUACUCUAAGAAUGAAAUUCUGUCUUUUGACACCAUAGUGCCCUAUGAUUUUUUUUAAACUUUACUUAAUAUUCUUCUUGGCCUUAUCCUAUUUAAAUCCCUAUGCAAUUAAUAUUUUAUAUCUGCAUUUUUUAAAAAAAUAGAUGUUAUAUAAGUGAUUCUCAUAUGUAGCACCUAUUGCUUUUCCAAUAAAAGAAUUAAGGAUUGUGUACUGUGAUUUAUAUUCACUGCCCCAAUUCAAGAAAUAUUGGAGCCUUGCUAUAAUGUGAAAUCAUAUAGUCAUGGACCUCUUCCAACCAGAUUUCUGAAACCACCAGAGGUAUCGUAGAAUUCUAUCUCACCUAUAACAUGGUCCUAUAGCAAGACCACACAUUAUCUAUAGUAAGGCUACAAUUUAUCUGUCUUGGCUUUGCAAUGUAAUUUAGAAAGCAGGUAUAGUUAUUGGUUUGAUUGGUUUUUAACUAAGUUACAUACAAUCUCUUAUGUACUGAUUUGAGACUUACUAACAGUGUUUGGAGGGGCCGUAGAGAUUGAAGAGCCCACAGCUGAGGUAUGUUUCCCUCCAUGCAGACCUCUAAUGUUACCUGAGUACACAGAUGUGCCCUGAUUUCUGACCCCUUGGUCACCGUACUGUGCCUAAUCAAUGUAAUGGGUUUAUGUCCCCUCCAUGAGCUAAAAACGUUCAUAACAAGAUGAAUUGUAGACAAGUAACAUUUGAUGCUUUUAAAUGUUUGCUGCUUUUUAAACAAAAACUAAAACCCAGAACUGAAUUUUGAGGUGGAUUUUUAAAUAAAAAAACAUUGUUUGA
Molecule: messenger RNA, 4198 nt
Organism: Kogia breviceps (pygmy sperm whale)
Lineage: Eukaryota; Metazoa; Chordata; Mammalia; Artiodactyla; Physeteridae
Source: RefSeq, a predicted model, not a curated record